This is a messenger RNA of Oreochromis aureus, 4295 nucleotides long. RefSeq names its product importin 7 (gene ipo7). The transcript has 25 exons. NCBI's taxonomy places the organism in Eukaryota, Metazoa, Chordata, Actinopteri, Cichliformes, Cichlidae. Gene Ontology annotation, biological process: protein import into nucleus. Gene Ontology annotation, cellular component: nuclear envelope; cytosol. Bases 118 to 3237 code for a protein of 1039 amino acids. Gene Ontology annotation, molecular function: small GTPase binding. The record is from RefSeq and is a predicted model, not a curated record.
AUUCACUGCUUCCUUUCGCGCCGGGUAACCGGAGAGCUGUGCGUCCAUGUGCGCAGUGACUGGGAAUUGAUAGAGCUGUGAUAUAUUAAAAUCCGAGCCGUAAACAGAGUUUUCGUGAUGGAUCCCGAGGCUUUGGUCGAGGCCCUUAGGGGUACGAUGGACCCCAAUCUGCGUGAGGCCGCGGAGCGACAGCUGAACGAGGGUCACGCCCGGGUAAAUUUUGUGUCCACGCUGCUUCGCGUCACCAUGACUGAUCAGCUGGACUUGCCUGUCAGGCAAGCAGGUGUGAUUUACCUUAAGAACAUGAUAACCCAGCACUGGAGCGAUGGAGACGGUUCAGGCACAGAGACGCCUGUUAAUAACAUCCCCGAGGAGGACAGGCAGUUCAUUCGAGACAACAUAGUGGAGGCCAUCAUCCACUCCCCCGAGCGCAUCAGGGUCCAGCUGACAACAUGUAUUCACCACAUGAUCAAGCAUGACUACCCCGGCAAGUGGACGACCAUCGUGGACAAGAUUGGCUUCUACCUGCAGUCAGACAACAGUGCAGGGUGGCUGGGCAUCUUGCUUUGCCUUUACCAGCUUGUCAAAAACUACGAAUACAAGAAACCAGAAGAGCGUCAGCCACUGGUGGCCGCCAUGCACAUCUUCAUGCCCAUGCUGAAAGAACGCUUCAUCCAGCUGCUCCCUGACCACUCUACUGACUCUGUCCUCAUACAGAAACAGAUCUUUAAAAUCCUCUAUGCCCUCUUCCAGUACAACCUUCCUCUGGAGCUCAUCAACAGACAGAACCUGACAGAGUGGAUGGAAAUCCUGAAAACGGUUGUAGACAGAGAUGUGCCUCCGGAGACAAUGCAGAUCGAUGAAGAUGAGCGGCCUGAGCUUCCAUGGUGGAAGUGUAAGAAGUGGGCCCUCCACAUCUUGGCUCGGCUCUUUGAGAGGUAUGGAAGCCCAGGAAACACAACCAAAGAGUACGCAGAGUUUGCUGAACUUUUCCUAAAGGAAUAUGCAGUCGGUGCACAGCAGGUGCUGCUGAAAGUCUUAUACCAAUACAAGGAAAAGCAAUAUGUGGCUCCCAGAGUACUCCAACAGACGCUCAACUAUAUCAACCAGGGGAUAGCGCACGCUCUGACGUGGAAAAACCUCAAACAACACAUCCAGGGCAUCAUUCAGGACGUGGUUUUCCCCCUCAUGUGUUACACAGAUAGCGAUGAGGAGCUCUGGCAGGAGGAUCCAUACGAGUACAUCCGGAUGAAGUUUGAUGUUUUCGAGGAUUUUAUCUCUCCAACAACUGCAGCCCAGACGCUUCUCUUCACUGCCUGCAACAAGAGGAAAGAGGUGCUGCAAAAGACUAUGGGCUUCUGUUACCAGAUUCUCACAGACCCCACCUCUGACCCCAGGAAAAAAGACGGCGCCCUUCACAUGAUAGGCUCUCUGGCUGAAAUCCUGCUCAAGAAAAAGGUAUACAAAGACCAGAUGGAGUUCAUGCUGCAGAAUCACGUCUUCCCCCUGUUCCGCAGUGAACUGGGAUACAUGAGAGCCAGAGCUUGCUGGGUGCUGCAUUACUUCUGUGAGGUGAAGUUCAAAAAUGACCAGAAUCUGCAGACGGCCCUCGAGCUGACCCGCAACUGUCUAAUCAAUGACAAUGAGAUGCCAGUUAAGGUGGAGGCCGCUAUCGCCCUGCAGGUUCUCAUUAGCAAUCAGGAGAAGGCCAAAGAAUACAUCACCCCCUUCAUUCGGCCAGUGAUGCAGGCGCUGCUGCACAUCGUCAGAGAGACGGAGAAUGACGACCUCACUAAUGUCAUACAGAAGAUGAUCUGCGAAUACAGUGAGGAGGUCACCCCAAUUGCAGUGGAGAUGACACAGCAUUUGGCCAUGACGUUCAACCAGGUGAUUCAGACGGGCCCUGACGAGGAGGGAGGGGAUGACAAGGCUGUGACCGCCAUGGGCAUCCUCAACACCAUCGACACACUGCUGAGUGUGGUGGAGGACCACAAAGAGAUCACCCAGCAGCUCGAGGGCAUCUGUCUGCAGGUCAUUGGCACUGUGCUGCAGCAGCAUGUACUGGAAUUCUAUGAGGAGAUCCUGUCCUUGGCCCACAGCCUCACCUGCCAGCAGGUGUCGCCGCAGAUGUGGCAGCUCCUUCCACUUGUGUAUGAAGUCUUCCAGCAGGAUGGGUUUGACUACUUCACAGAUAUGAUGCCUCUCCUUCACAACUAUGUCACAGUUGAUACGGACACCCUCCUCUCUGACACUAAAUACCUGGAGAUAAUCUAUAGCAUGUGUAAGAAGAUCCUGACGGGCGAUCCAGGUGAGGACCCAGAGUGCCACGCAGCCAAGCUCCUAGAAGUGAUCAUUCUGCAGUGCAAAGGCCGCGGCAUUGAUCAGGUUGUGCCUUUGUUUGUGACGACUGCACUGGAGCGUUUGACGCGGGAGGUGAAGACCAGCGAGCUGAGGACUAUGUGCCUCCAGGUGGCCAUCGCUGCACUGUACUACAGCCCUCCUCUGCUCCUCAACACUCUGGAGAAUCUCCGCUUUCCCAACAACACAGAACCAAUCACAAACCACUUCAUAAGCCAGUGGCUGAAAGACGUUGACUGCUUCCUUGGCCUUCAUGACAGGAAGAUGUGCAUUCUGGGACUAUGUGCUCUCAUGGAUCUCGAGCACAGGCCUCAGGCCAUCAACCAGGUGGCCAGCCAGCUUCUUCCAGCAGCCAUCUUGCUUUUCAGUGGCCUCAAGAGGGCGUACGCUUGUCGAGCAGAGCAUGAGAACGAUGAAGAUGAUGACGAGGAGGAUGGGGAAGAAGAGGAUGAUAAUGCGGAGCUGGGCAGCGACGAGGAUGACAUUGACGAGGAGGGUCAGGAAUACUUGGAGAUGCUGGCAAAGCAUGCAGGAGAGGACGGAGACGACGAGGACUGGGAGGAGGAUGAUGCAGAGGAGACGGCACUCGAGGGCUACACUACAGCCGUAGAUGACGAAGAUAACUUGGUGGAUGAAUAUCAGAUCUUCAAAGUCAUUCUACAGAAUCUCCAGACCCGUGACCCAGCAUGGUACCAGGCGCUAACGCAAUCUCUCGACGAGGAACAGGGCAAACAGCUUCAGGACAUCGCCACACUUGCAGAUCAGAGACGGGCAGCACAUGAAUCCAAGAUGAUCGAGAAACACGGCGGAUACAAGUUCACAGCGCCAGUGGUGCCAUCUACUUUCAACUUUGGAGGCACUGCUCCAGGAAUGAAUUGAGUCAUCUGUUCUACUUUUUAUUACUCCGUGACUGAUUGUAGUGAAGUGAAAAAAGAAGAAAAAAAAAAAAAAGCUUGUGUUGUUCCCUUAAGUAGUGGUUCCAGAACUGGUUCUUCUCAGUCAUUCUUCAAUCUGUCAAAUGGGGGAAAUUGCACCAAAAUGCAACCAGUGGCUGGGAGGAAAACGAACCAAGAACUUGAGCACGAUGCAGGAGAUGAUGAUGAUGAUGAUGAAGAAGCUCUGAACAGCGCUGUCUUCUGGAGCCCAGCGUGGAGGGGAUACCAUGACAGCAACUCUUUUUGGCUUUGUGUUGUUUUUUUUUUUUGUUUGUUUGUUUUUUUCUCACUUACACAAAAUUUGGGGGAUUAACUGUUAGAAUUGAUAAUGGGACUAAAUAUUUCAUUAUCACUGUCAUGGCCAUUUGGCCUAAUAAGAUUAUACCUCUGGUAGUGGUGAAAUCAACGUUAUUUUCAGCAUAAACAAAACUCAUGUUUAUGUACAUACAAGCCAAGGUUAUUGUUUAUUUUUCAAGUAGCCUUGAAAAAAAACAACCAGAGGCAUUUGUAAGGUAUCAACAGCUGUAUUCAUAUGUAGCAUAUUGGAUAAUUCAUAGCACUAUGUGAUGCCUGAUCUCUGUAAAUUAAUAAUACUAGCACUUUCAUAUUGUUCAGGUCUCCUAGCCCUCUGUAUCAGACUGCAAAUUUUUUUUAAAUUGAAAACUAUUUAAAAUGAAAACAGCUGUAACUUUGUUACUUUGCAAGUGAUUUCUGUAAUGGCAGGUUGUGAUAAUCUGGUUACAGAGGGGAUCAGUGGGCGACUUCAGGAAAAGAGAAUGCUUUUGGUGUUCACUAUUGGCUGCAGGACAAGUGUUUGUGAGCACUGACAGUGCAGUUGGAUACAUCUUUGAAGCAUGUACAAUUGGACUUAUCGUGAAGGUCUCAAGCUUUUGGUUGGUGUAUGGAUGAACCAUCUAUAUAUACAACAACAUAUUAAAAAAAACAAAAAAGAUAAGGGAAUUCAUGAUGACGAGUGUUUCCUUAUCCAGGCUUGUGUCUUUA